This is a messenger RNA of Blepharisma stoltei, 903 nucleotides long. The record is from the annotation of a GenBank genome assembly. NCBI's taxonomy places the organism in Eukaryota, Ciliophora, Heterotrichea, Heterotrichida, Blepharismidae.
AUGCAUUUUGACACUGGCAUUUUUCAUAGGCCUGAAGACUCUUCAUUUAUAACUGCUCUAUUUCCACAUUUUUCAGAUACUCUUUAUGCAUCUGCCGACGUCUACAUUUCAAUAAGGGCAAGAGAGCAAAUUUCAAAAACAGUUGAUUGUCUAGCGAACCACAGGAUCACCCCGGACCGCAGAUCUUGUAUGGUAAACUGAAUGAUAGAAGUUUUGUCCCAAUACGAAGCCUCACUUCAAACAUUUUUCCGUGCCGUGAAAAUCAUGGACAAAUUUUUUCAACUUUCGCCAAAGUCAAUUUCUUCGUCAAAACUGCACAUUAUUGGGGUCACCUGCAUGUUUAUUGCGUCUAAAUUCGAAGAUACAGACCCUUUAAGGCUGGCUAUUGUAAGAGAAGAAAUCGGGCAUGGUAAAUUUUCGAAGGAGGCCAUUAAAAAGAUGGAAAGAAAGAUCGUGAGAGCUUUGGAGUUUGACGUGGCUGUUCCUAAUUGUAAUGAAGUUUUUGGGUAUUUGAGUGAAAUUGUAGAAGUCCAGCCUGCGGUGAAGAGGACUGCGGAAAUGAUUUUGGUGCUUUUACAAAUUUAUUAUAACAUGCAAUUGCUACCAUCACAAGAAGCUGUGGCAGCUUUUAUAAUUGCUGCAAAAUCACUGAGGCAGGAUGAUGAUGUCAUUAAAAGGAUUUUGCUUGUGUCAGGAUAUUCAGAGGAUGAAGUUGUGGGGCUUGCUGAUAGCAUUUUUCGUGAAUUAUUACUUUUUCCGGAUCAUUAUGGAAAUUGUCAAAAUGCAAUGAGAUUUUUUCAGUUUAAUUUAAUUUUAAGAGUGCCAGGCCCGCUGUUUGAGUUUUGGGAUGCUGACCUCAGCAGAAAUCAAGAACAAUUGCUUGGACUUUUUAAUAAUAACUAA